GUUUGGACUUCCGGAAAUGUGGUUCUCGUCAGCGAAGUCUUCCUGAUUCAACGUGUGUUUUGUGCUAUAUAUGUUGUCAUUUUGACUAAUUUGCCCCGGUAAAUAUGGGGGACAAAGCACUAGACGAUUUCUUUGCCAAAAAGGACAAAAAGAAGAAGGUCAAGAGUAAGCAAAAAUUCACAACUACUGACGGAAUUGCGAAAAAAUUAACAGAAGGUCCAAGCAAGAAGAAAAAGGACCGUGAGGAAACCAGAACCAGUUCGUCUGUGACGUCUUCGUCGGUUACAACGCCCGACAAUCAAAAUAAAAUAGACGAGAAGGAUCCUGGAACGAAAAAGGAGAAUGAGGAAACUGAAUGGAAGGAAUUUGACAGCCCUGAGGAGAAAGACUACACUGGAUUGGGUAUAAAAGCAUUACAAAUAGCUGAAAGAGCUGAUACAGAUGAUAAUGAACCUGAAGAAGAUGAAUAUGACGAUGAAGGAGAAUUAAUUAUUAAACCAAAAGAUGUUGCAACUGGUCCUUGGAAAUCGAUGGACGCAUCAGCACCAGCGACAGCUGCUGCUCCUUCACCUGCUUCUGUACCUGAAAUAGAUACAAGUAAAUCGGUGCAAGGAGGCGUGUAUAGACCGCCAGGAGCUAGAAUGGCGAAGACUACAACGGCAGUAUCCCAGCACCACCGAGGUGGUAAACAAAAAGCACCUGAUGUGCAUAGCGAACAACAGUUUCCCACAUUAGCAGCUAGCCUUGAAAAGCCUCCAGCUGGAAGUGAUAUAUACGAUAAACAUUUUGAAAAAGUAACGAGAGGCGGCCGUGCAUCAACUGAUGAUCUUCCUGGAAGUCGUGGUCCUAAACUAGAUUUAGAAAAUAAAUACCAAGCACUCAGUAAACCCUGAAGUCUGUUAGUGGGGAAGAAAGGGAAGGGAAAGGCAGGGGAGAUUCGUCACUGUCAGUAAUUGUUACUUGGGUGUGUGGGUGGGGUCAUUCCCUUCAGUGGACUUGUAGUUGCUGUUAAUUUACAUCCCUGUAAUUCAAUUUUGACUUUGAAAUCUACUAAAUUACAGCAUCUUUUCAAGGAUGGGGGAGGAAACACUCCAUUGAAAUUAAAUUACAACUCUUAGAGCUGGCUAACACGAUUCAUGUCAUAUACUUCACUUGCAAAGCUCCUUGCCAUGUAAAUUUUCAUCAUUCAAUACACCAUUCUUACAAAUAGCGCCCUCUAGUGACGGGGUACGUCUGUGAUGUUAAAAUGACAUAUAUGGGUGAAGGCAAGGUUGUGCAAACCGUCAACCAUGUUUGGUUGUGGCGUCAACCUUUCAUUCUCUAGAUUAUAAUUAAAUUUCCCCAAAAAAUGAUCUCCAUUGACAGACUACAGAUUAAAAUGUUGUUGACAAUUUGCCCUUUGUGAUUUAGAUCAUAGAAAUUUUUCGUCACUAGAGGGGUGACCUUGAAAAAUAUGUAUUCUGAUUCAAUUUAUCAUCUCUUUAAGCAUAAUCAUGUAAUGUUUUUCUCGUCCGCAAACUUAUUAAUGCAAACAUGUUUUCAAAAUAUGCUGCGUUCAGGGGGUAAUGGUUGUGAGAGUAUUUGAUGACCUUUUUUUUUUUUAAACCAUGGGCACAAAAUCCAUAUAUAUUGUGAGCGCUUUUGAUUUGUUUUCAAUUAAAAUUUUUUAAUUUGAGAAAUAUCGAGUCUUACCGCCAAUAUCCAGCUAUGAUUCCAUAAUAUGACUUACACUGUAAUAUGCUGUUAAAAGUGAUUAAAAAUCAUAAUCCAAAA
This is a messenger RNA of Saccoglossus kowalevskii, 1773 nucleotides long. RefSeq names its product protein CDV3 homolog. The record is from RefSeq and is a predicted model, not a curated record. Gene Ontology annotation, cellular component: cytoplasm. NCBI's taxonomy places the organism in Eukaryota, Metazoa, Hemichordata, Enteropneusta, Harrimaniidae.